Leucoraja erinaceus (little skate) is the source of this 4543-nucleotide messenger RNA. RefSeq lists its product as uncharacterized. The transcript has 2 exons. The record is from RefSeq and is a predicted model, not a curated record. Bases 379 to 1620 code for a protein of 413 amino acids. NCBI's taxonomy places the organism in Eukaryota, Metazoa, Chordata, Chondrichthyes, Rajiformes, Rajidae. Gene Ontology annotation, molecular function: DNA binding.
GAAGCAAGUUUAUACUUAAAUGUUUAGAAUAAUGGCCAUUGACAGUUUUCCAUUAUACACUUAACAGCUUCAAUGGAUUAGCUGGGCGUUUCUUACACAGUCAUUGAGGGAUUAGUCUGACCUUCCUUGACCCCUGGUUUAGCAUUAUGCAAGACUCAGGGUUUUAUACUACACAAUGGAGACAUUCAGCACCUCAUUACUCUGAAUAUUCAAGCUGAAUGGGCCUUUUGCACAUCAUUACCUUAGAAAGCAGGUUUUUUUGGGUGUGUUUCUGAAGUGGGGGCUGGCCUUUGGAGGUAGUUCCGAUUUUAAAAAGAGCAAAUCAGACCUCUAGACCAUUUAGUGAAAAGUUCAGUUGCUCAACAGUUCAGUUACAGCAUGGAAUCCACGAGGAAAAAACAGAAGGAGCUGACUUUAUCCGAGAAGAUUCAAGUUCUUGAAUUGCUUCAGAGGCAAAAGAUCUCCCAAAUGGAACUAGCAAAGCGAUUUGGGGUGACGCAGCCAGUCAUCUCUAGGCUAAUCAAGAACAAGGAGAAAGUCAUGAUGGAAUGGCACACUAACAGCAAUCCAGAUCGAAAACGCAAGAGGGAAGGGAGGGAUAAUGAUGUGGACUCGGCGCUUUUCCAGUGGUUCCAAAUAGCCAAGGCGCAGCAUGUGGUGAUCUCCGAUGAAAUCUUGGCCGCCAAGGCAAAGUGUCUGGCAGAGGCAAUGCAGAUCAGAAACUUUGUUCCAACUGUUGGCUGGAUCAGUAGGUGGAAGGCUCGCCACACCGCCUUUUUUCCACAAGCACACGAAGACACCGAUGUCAUGGGCCAGUCAUCGGGCAUUGGAUCGCAUGAGGUUGUGCCACCAGAGGGAAUGACGGAGGAGGAGUUCCACCAGUACGUGGAGCAGGCAGCCAUUAAAGUAUGUGUCUGGGAUAUAGCUGAUCCAGAACCAGGUCACAGCAUGAAAGUGAUCACAAAAGCAGAAGUAAUUGAUGCUGAAGAAGAGAAAUCCAUGCCUGUCUUCAAGGUGGCAAGAGGAAGUAAUGGCCAACUAAUGUCUUCAUCGAAUCAACAUAAUAUAUCCUAUGGCAGGAGUUCUACUUCAAGAAGAGAUAGCUGUGUGGACAUGCCGAGCAGUUCUUGUUCACAGCCUGGUACCUCGGGUUACCAGCCCUAUGCAUUUCCUAGGUGGAUAACCCCAGAGUCUGGGCGAAAAUCAGAAGGAAAAUCUCAGUUAGCCACUCGGCUAUCAGCGAGCAACUGCUUUGAAGGAUUAAACAAGGCAGAUACUCGGCAGAUCAAAGGUGUCUCCCUUUCCCCGCCUUGCGUUAGAAUACCCUCCACACCGUCUCCCCGACCUGUCACAAGGGACGAUCUUCUGUUUCUGCAACAUCAUCAUGCUGGCAUUCCGGGCUUUGGAACCAGACACGAGAAGGAAGUGCCGGCCGUUUCUUCCAAGGAGCAAGAACUUAUCCUGGAAAACCAAAGAAAGUUUGGGUUGUACCUUGAUGAAAAAAGGGAAAGCCUUAAAAAAUUACAUGCAUUGGAGGAAGAACUGCUCAGGGCAAAAAUUGAAGUUGAGCAGUUAAAAGCACUAAGACUACGAGGAUUGUCAAUGUAUAAGGACUCUUAAAUGUCGAACCCAUUUUGUAUUCACUGUUUCAUCCCGAGUGUAACAUUAUUAGGACAUUAUUGAUACAAUUGGAAGGGAUUUCCGUCGCUGUUCUCCCAUUUAUCACAAAUUUGCCUGAAAAACUGGAAAUUCAUCUUUUUAUUCACUAUCAGGGGAAUAAGCCACAAAUACAUUGGGUAUUGACCGAUAACAGCACAAAACCAACAAUGAGAUUCUAGCUUCGCUGAUGGUCCAGUUUGUACAAUAUUUUAUAUUGCUAAGCCAGUAGAAUAGCCAGUGACUGACCUUCCAUUGCUGAGGACAUUUGUGUAAUGAUGAGGACAAUUGAUUUCAAUGCUUCAGUUGAUUUAGAUCAAGGUGGUAAAAAUAACCUACAAUCUAGGACUACACAAAAUAGAACAUCAAUUUCAGGUUGUGCAGGAAGGAACUGCAGAUGCUGGUUUAAACUGAAGAUAGACACAAAAAGCUGGAGUAACUCAGCGGGUCAGACAACAUCUCUGGAGAAAAGGAAUAGGUGACGUUUCGGGUCGACACUUCGUCAGACUGCGAGUCAGGGGAAAUGGAACCGAGAGAUAUAGACGGUGAUGUAGAGAAAUAUAGAACAAAUGAAUGAAAGAUAUGCAAAAAAUUAACGAUGAUAAAGGAAACAGGCCAUUGUUAGCUGUGGGCCAGGUAAAAACGAGUUCCAUUUCCAGCAAAUGAAACUCACCCAGAUGACAGUGAAACGAGAACAAUGACUAGGGUGGGGGAGGGACCGAGAGAGAGAGAGGAUGCAAGGGUUACUUGAAGUUAGAGAAAUCAAUAUUCAUUUUAGGUUCUUAGUUGUGCCAGUUGUAGAGCAGCGGCUCUGAAUUUACAUCUGUCUUCGGGGUAGACCCUCACAGCAAGAAUUUCAAAUCUUUGUGCAGGGCCAUUGCAAGUCAAUGGGCAGCUAUCCAUGCAGCACGUGGACCUGUCGAGGGUUUUGACAGUGUUGGCAGGAAUAAUAACCGAAAGACCAUGUUGAAUGUUCAAAGAAGGUGUUCUUCAUGUUUAAAGGAAUUCCUUGUGCGGAAUUCUUGACCUACAUUUCUUGACCUUGUUUCUGCCUUGGGCCUCCCUCUGUACUGCCACCUGUUGGAGAAAACCAGAGCACCUGAGGAAACUCCCUGCAUUCAGCACCCGUAGUCAGGAACCCGGGUCUCAAGCGCUGUAAGGCAGCAACUCUAUCAUGAAGGCAACUAUCUGGUACAAUUAAAAAAAUUAUCAGAGUUUGACAGCAAUAUUUGAAACAAGGCUGCAUUUUCAUGCCAUAUAAUAUUUUAUUUUCUCAAGUACGCUAUUUAAAACCAUUCAACUGUUGUAUUAAUUGAUUUGAAAUGGGUGGCAACUUGUUGAGCGUUAUACUAUUUCAGACACUUAUCGGCUAGCUCAUCACAGAUCUUUACAGAUGAUGUUGCAUAUGACUUGAACUCAUCUGAUCGAAUGCAGAUGACAAAUAAGUAGUCUCGUAGAAACAUGGAACAUAGAAAAUAGGAGUAGGUCAUUUGGCCCUUUGAGCCAUCACCGCAUUCAAUAUGAUCAUGGCUCAUCAUCCCAAAUCAGUACCCUGUUCCUGCUUUUUCCCCAUAUCCUUUGAUUCCUUUAGCCCUAAGAGCUAAAUCUAACUCUCUUGAAAACAACCAGUGAAUAGGGCCUCCACUGCCCUCUGUGGCAGAGAAUUCCACAGAUUCACAACUCUCUGGGUGAAAAAAAUGUUCUUAUCUCAGUCCUGCAUGCAAGCAUUAAAUUCAACAUGGCAAUAAGUAUGAAGAGUACUGUUCGAUUCACAUGAAGCAUUUGAUGAACUAACCGAAAGACUGUCGCCCUUCAGUGUACUCUUCAAUAUGGUUGUGAAAAUUUGGUCGCCUAUUUAAAACAGCAAUGAUUGGAUCUUAUGUUAUAGAAACAUCCUUGGUCAUCUGAUCAUGAAGAAUGUCCUGCCGGUUCUGUUGCUCUUCCAACACUUUGUUUUGUAUAAAGCUGUAGCAUCUGCAUUUCUUGUGUCUCUGGUGGAUACAUUUAGUUUAAAGAUACAGCAUGGAAACAGGCCUUCGGCCCCCUCCGCUGGUCCGAGUCCGCUCCGACCAGCGAUCCCCGCACACUAACACCAUCCUACACACACUAGGGACAAUUUUACAAUUAUGCCAAGCCAAUUAACCUACAAACCUGUACGUCUUUGUAGUGUGGGGGGAAACCAGAGAUCCUGGAGAAAACCCAUGCAGGUCACAGGGAGAACGUACAAACUCCAUGCAGACAGCACCUGUAGUCGGGAUCGGACCCGGGUCGCUGGCGCUGUACGGCAGCAACUCUACCGCUGCGCCACCAUGCCGCAUUGUAGGCAUUGAAGCUGAAAAUCACAGAGAGAGGGUGUUGAGAUUGAACGCCUAAGUCUGUGGCAGUACAGAGAUAGGCCCAAGACAGUAACAUGGCCAAGAAAUGUUUCAAGAUAUUCAAUAUUGCUAUUGACAAUAACUUGGUGCAAUAGCUGUUCAGUCUGUAAAAGCCAGGUCAAUGCUAGUGCAGGCAUCACAGAGCGCCCAUGCUGAGGCCCACUAGUGUGUUUGGAAACAAAGAAGGUUUGGCCAGUGGACUCAUCGCCACUUCGGUGGAAUCUUACUGCUUGUAUCAAGUGCUUUACCCACACUAUUGGCAAGUAUCAUUAACUGACUGUCUUUGCCUCAAGUACCUGCACCUGCAAGAUAUUGGAUGGUCACCUUUGUCGCUCCAUAACAGUAAAAGCCAAGCAAUGUAUGUAGGUUGUCCUUCUGUAUAUUUCAUAUUUUUUGAUACUUUUACCCAACUUGAUUAGCACAGAGCAUUUUUUUAUUCCUAUUUUGUAAUUAAUGCUUGUUGCUCAUUAUUAUAUUGUUUGCAAUUAAAGGUGGCAAAUUUAAAACCACAU